Messenger RNA from Dothidotthia symphoricarpi CBS 119687, 1048 nucleotides. Its product is annotated as acid protease. The transcript has 3 exons. Gene Ontology annotation, biological process: proteolysis. The record is from RefSeq and is a predicted model, not a curated record. Gene Ontology annotation, molecular function: aspartic-type endopeptidase activity. The coding region runs from base 29 to 1048 and encodes 339 amino acids. Lineage: Eukaryota; Fungi; Ascomycota; Dothideomycetes; Pleosporales; Dothidotthiaceae.
CGAUCAGGAUGGGGGUGAUCUGAGCUAUAUGGUUGCGGUGACUUUCGGCGACAGCAAGGAGGAAUACCAUCUGCUGCUCGAUUCGGCGGCGAGCAAUACUUGGGUCAUGGGGCAGGACUGCAAGAGCGAUUCCUGUAGUACACAUACUACAUUUGGGGCAGGGGACUCGAGCACGCUCAAGACGCAAAAAGAUUCCUUCAACGUCACAUACGGCACUGGAUCUGUGUCCGGGACGCUCGCAGAAGACACCCUCCACAUCGGCUCCUUGUCCCCCUCCUUCACCUUCGGCCUCGCCACGAACGUCUCCCAGGAAUUUAGAUCCUACCCCAUGGACGGCAUUCUAGGCAUCGGCCGCGGCGAGAAAGUAGUAGGCACAACCGAAUCACCGCAAGUUAUGGAUGUGCUUUCGAGCUCUAAGCUGAUCGGCGCGAAGCUCUACGGCAUACAUCUGAGCAGAAAUACAGACGGGCUGAACGACGGUGAGCUGAACCUCGGCGAGGUGAAUACGGAUCGCUUCGACGGCGAUCUAAACUGGAGCGAUUGUGUGGAGAACGAGACUGGGUUCUGGGAAAUCCCAAUCAGUGACGCGGGCGUAAACGGCAAAACACUCGGCCUCAACGGCCGCACUGCAAUCAUGGAUACUGGGACGUCUUUCGUGCUCAUGCCGCCCGCCGACGCACUGGCCAUACACACCCAGAUCACGGGCUACAAGCAGUCAGGCGAGACCUUCAGCGUGCCCUGCGACACCAAAGCCGUGAUCCAAGUCUCCUUCAACCAGAAAGCCUACAACAUCUCCACGGAAGAUUGGCUAGGCGAUAAGCUGGACAGCGGACUGUGUCGCAGCAACAUUGUCGGGCGACAAACGUUCAGCGCGACGCAGUGGCUGGUUGGCGACGUGUUUCUCAAGAACGUGUACUCUGUUUUCGACUUUGAUGGCUCGAGGGUGGGGCUGGGUGAGAGCGAGAAUGCCGGAACAUCGGUGUCGACGGCUUCGGCGUCUUUGAUCGCGCUCAUGGCGGCAUUUGCUUCUGUUUCAAUAUUCAUGUGA